GGUAAUGUGUUAUGUGUUAGGUGUUACGUAUACGGGGAUUGGAAGGAGGACCUAGUUAAGUUCUUUUUUUAUCGUAGGAAAUGAAGGACUAUGGUAUUAGGAGAAUUGAAUGUUUGAGUGUCUCUUAUUCAAGGUUUUGAACUGGAAGAAGGAGUUGGAAACACAUAAGGUAAGAAUGUAAAUUUGGGGAGAUGGGAGGCGAUCCUAUGGUUUAUGGUAGAUAUAGAUUUGUUAUGUAAGGAUAUAUUAUUGUGUGUACUGUGUAGAUUCUUUAUUACUGAAAUAUCCCUUGCUUUGCAUGAUUCGCAGUUUGAUUAUGUUGCCUUUAUUGAUGUAAGAUAGCCAUUGAAUGCAGAUCAUGCUGGAGGUUAAUUUUCAUUUGAAAUGAAUCUCGAACCUUAAUUGUGAUUCUUGUGAAAUUUAUGAAUGUUGAAGCAACUCAAAUUUGGGAAGCUAAAUGAAAUUCGGCUUGCCAGGACCUGGAAGGGAGUGCUGCAUACGUGGAACUCCUUCUAGAUAUUGGAACCUGGAAUGGAAGAGGAUCACCCUGUUGCUAGGAGAUGGGAGGACCUGGAUAUUGAUAUCUUGGUCAAGAUCUUCCAGUCUUUCGACAUAUUUAAGUUAAUUUCGGGGAUUGCUCAUGUCUGCAGUGCAUGGUGCUUGGCUUGUUGUGAUCCUUUGCUUUGGAAAACACUUGAUUUGUCUAUGCUGAAAUCAAAUUUCAUCAAAAUCCCAUUACAACCAUAUGUAUACGUGGAUGCUUGUUCUGAGAAGAUAUUGACUUGUGUGCUUAAGACAUCUUUGAAUCUCAACCGGGGAAGCACAAGGACUUUGAUUUUUCACUUCAAUUUAUAUGUGAGUGAUGAUCAGUUGACAUCUACUGCUGAAAGGUAACGUCUUGGCUGCCAGCUUUUAACAGGAUAAAGAAAGCUGGAUUGUGCAAAGCUAUUCAAAGCUGCAAGGAUCUUGAAUCCCUGACAAUGCCCAGCAUAGCAAAUCCUCCAUAUCUCAUGGAAGCAAUUGCAAAGAAUUGUAAGAACUUUUUUGAACUCAAAGUGAUGGGCACUAUUAAUUUCUACUUUGCUUUUGCCCUAGUUAUGUGUCUGCCAAAGUUAAAAGUCUUGAGCCUCCGGUGCACAAUGCUUAAAAGGGAUGCCUUGAUCAUCAUCUUAGAUGGCUUGCAAAGCCUCGAAGUGCUUAACACAUCACAUUGCCUUCUGAUAGAAGUACAACCCCCUCCUUUUUCAAGAAGAAUUAUUAAGGAGCUUGAUGAAACUAUUUUGGAGAAGGCAUCUUGCUUACUUGAAUUCAAAAUAUGCAUCAAAGACUCAUGUAUCAUGUACCAGCGGACAAAAGCUGAUGAAGGGCUUCUGGGGUGGUAUAGGUAUGAAGAAGGGCUGUGGAAAGCAGACGGGAUGAGCUCUCUUGCACUUUGAUUGGAGCCUUCUUAUAAAAUAUUUUAGCAAACAAGUCCUUUGAGUCCUCCCUUGGCAGAGCAUUCUGGGGCUGUUUCUUAGCCAAUGGCUCUCCUGUACCUCCAUGAUUAGAGUAUCUGGUAUCAGAAUCUGUUGUGAGUUAGAAAAGCCAUAAAAAUAUGGACCCUUUACCCCCUAUCGUUGGUGACCAUAGUUCAUUAAUCCCCUUUCCGCCUUUCAGUUGGUGGUUUUCUAUUCGUGCCCAAGAACAAUUAAGAAGUUAAGACUCUUCAAAGGGAAUCCAAACUCUCAGCUUUAACUGUUGUUAUCUUUUUCUUUUUCAAUAAGCUGCUUCAAGAUGC
Rubroshorea leprosula is the source of this 1777-nucleotide messenger RNA. The record is from the annotation of a GenBank genome assembly. Lineage: Eukaryota; Viridiplantae; Streptophyta; Magnoliopsida; Malvales; Dipterocarpaceae.